Molecule: messenger RNA, 2762 nt
Organism: Balaenoptera ricei (Rice's whale)
Lineage: Eukaryota; Metazoa; Chordata; Mammalia; Artiodactyla; Balaenopteridae
Gene: SPATS1
Product: spermatogenesis associated serine rich 1
Exons: 10
Coding region: 1102-2127 (341 amino acids)
Source: RefSeq, a predicted model, not a curated record
UGGCUCAGCCCCUACCUGGUUCAUGCCCGCGUUGACGAAAAGCAAGCUGGGGUCGCCGCGGGGCCUCACGGAAGAGGAUGGCACCAGGCGGUGGCCAUGGCGGUCCCGAAAGAAGCUCAGGAAGGCGUCCCGCACGGCCGCGGCCUGGGUUGGAGGGGCCUCGGAUGAGAGCGCCCGACGGCUGGGGCCCCGCCAUUGCGGCGACCUUCGAAUGGCCCGCCGAAGUCGCCCGGCUGCAGCUGCCACCGACGCCGCCAUCUUAACUCGGGGCAGUGACUUCACGGGUCAAAGGGCAGUGCGGAGAUAGAAGGUUGGAUCCUGAAACUGCCGAUAUGCAACCACUUGUGACCCUCAAAAACAGCAAUUUCAAAACAGAAACGAAAACAAGAACAGAAAAACAUCAUGCUUAGACACGUAAACCCUACUUCUGCUAGUGGUGGCCGCGGAGUCCCAAGUUCCCCCGUCUCAUUCAGACCCAGCUCACGGCACGGAAGGAUCCCAGACUGCAGAGCAGCAAGGAGGGCCCUACAGCCCGAAAGAAGGUCGAGUUGAUUUCGGGGGCCCGGGAUCGGCCCCACUUCCUGCGUCAACCCUCUGUUCCCACGCGGGUCCGCGGUGACCUCCACGCCGUGCUUGGUUUGGGGGGCGCAGCCAAAAGAGGAGACGCCAGUGGGAGACCCUGGAGAAGCCCGUCUUGCCGGAUGGUGCUCGCCCUCCAGGUUGUACCAGCAGGCUUUUCCGGGAGCUUCAGGAGGUCUCGGGCUUCUGGACGCAUCGAGCACCCCAAACCCUCACCUCUGCUGCUGAACCCGGGCAGCCCAGCUGCGCACGUGGGAGGCUUCCGGGGCUCCGCCGCCCGGAGAACCCCUUAGGUGACUCCCGUGCCCUGCCAGACCUCGGCCAAGCGCAGGAAGCAUCUAAAACUUGCCCAAGGGAUGAAUGCAUAGUGGCCCGGGAGGCUUUACAUCUGCAGAGUAACGGAAGGUUUACGAGCCCGCGGUACGCAGGACACCUAGGAUGAGAGAGGGUUUCGGCUCUGCGAUCUACCCGCCUGCCCCACAAUCUCCGGACCAACACGUCUUGAUGUUUUGAAACCUGGUGAUGCAGGGAGGAAUUAGGCCAGAAUUUGAAUUGAGGGACUUAAACCAGACUUGGAGAAAAGCUUUGCCUGCACGAUUGAUUACAUGCUGGUUGCUUUUAAUAUUUAAAACCGACACAUGCAUAGCUGCGUCCAUGGACACUGGAAACUGUCCACGGGGCUGUCAUCUCCCCCCCAUCUACACAGCGAUCUGCAGCAGUGAGCUGGAGAAGGUUCAAGAGAAAGGAGACUCUGGCAUGACCAAAGGAGAGAGGAGAUACAGUACUAAACUCAAUGAUUUGCUGGAAUCUAAGGGAUGCUUUGCCAACAUAAUGUCCUCUGGCAGAAGUGUCAGCCCCUCAUCUUCUAUUGAAACAGGUCUAAGCGUCAGUGGGCCUUUCAGCCCCGGCAGAGGGUCUGUUCACCCAGACCCUGCUGCAGAUUUGGAUCUGAAAUCCUCCUCCUCACAUUCUGAUCAGUCCUCUGAAACCUCACUGCCUGAAGCCCGAAAAGAUAAAUAUCCCCAGGAAUUCAGCCUGCUUAAGUUGCAGACAAAAGAUGGGCAGCGUCCUGAGUGGACAUUUUACCCAAGGCUUAGCAGCAACAUCCACACCUACCAUGUUGGAAAGCAGUGUUUCUUUAACGGGGUCUUCCUCGGCAACAGGAGGUCCCUAUCAGAGAGGACGAUGGACAAGUGCUUUGGGAGGAAGAAAUAUGUUAUUGACCCCAGGAAUGGAAUCCCAAAGGUAACUCCAGGAGAUAAUCCAUAUAUGUAUCCAGAACAGAGUAAAGGCUUCCACAAAGCAGGAUCAACUCUCCCACCAGGGAAUUUUUCACUAAUGCCUUACGAAAAGAAAUUUGAUACAUUUAUUCCACUUGAGCCUCUUCCACAAAUUCCCAACUUGCCUUUCUGGGUGAAGGAGAAGGCCAACGAGCUGAAGAAUGAGAUAAGAGAAGUUGAAGAGCUUGACAGUUGGCAGCCAGCGGUCCCCUUGCUACAGAGUUUGCUACCUGCUGGUGGGUCAAAGAACCUUCAAAAAGUAGCAUAAAAACUGGAGGCAAACCCAGAAGAGCAGGCUUUUGAGAGGCUUCUCAAUGGAGACGAGAGAGGCAGAGAGCCUCUCCCAGAGUGGAUGGUGCCCUUUGCCCCGAGAUGGCCCUUGGGCAGAUGUCAUGGUCGUGUGUCACCGUGUGUGGUUGAGAACUGUUAGUCUUAUAAUGGAGCACAGCCUUUAACUCCAUGCCUCUAUCCACAGGUUCUUUGGACUUUCCAAGACAAUCUUGAACAGGAACAGGUCCAGGAAGCAGGCACUGACUGUCCUCUGGAGAGCCUUUUCCUGUUAAUUGAUUCUGUUAGUGCGACUGUUCUAAAUCAAAUGUUUGACUUGGAUGCAGAAUCACUGUGUUUUGCCUCUUUUAACUUUUUUUUUUUGGCUGCGCUGCACGGCUUGUGGGAUCUUAGUUCCCCGACCAGGGAUUGAACCCGGGCCCUCCGCAGUGAAAGUGCUGAGUCCUUACCACUGGACCGCCAGGGAAUUCCCUUAAGUUUAUAUUUUGAAAACUUUCAAACUGAUAGAAAAGUUGCGAGAAUCGUACAACAAACAGAUACCUACAUAUUCUUCACCUAGGGUCUACAACUAACAUUUGUCCACAUUCUCUUUUUCUCAUAUUAUUGCUAUUAUUA